This is a messenger RNA of Polypterus senegalus (gray bichir), 1820 nucleotides long. RefSeq names its product LHFPL tetraspan subfamily member 6 (gene lhfpl6). Gene Ontology annotation, cellular component: membrane. Bases 560 to 1162 code for a protein of 200 amino acids. Lineage: Eukaryota; Metazoa; Chordata; Cladistia; Polypteriformes; Polypteridae. The record is from RefSeq and is a predicted model, not a curated record. The transcript is spliced from 4 exons.
AGAGAGAGAGAGAGAGAGACCUCGUGAUUGAUUGUCCCUUAGAGAUGGUGGCAGUGCGACUCGAUUCCAGCUCUCACUGAGCCUUGUCUCAAGGAAUGCGUUCGUACAUUUUCAGCGAAAGGUCGUCGCCCUAGAAGGAGGAAGGAGGAUUUUUUUGUCUAUCCGGAUUAUUAUGGCAUUCUAGUGCGCAGAGCCGUUCAACUCACACCGAUCGCCGCUCCCAUCCCACCCGGAGAAGAAAUAAAAAAGUAAAGGAAAACUUCAUCCUGGGCAAAAUUCCACGGGCGCAUUUUGGACUUUCUUUUCGCUUGUUACUCAGUCUGAUGACAGGAAUUGUUUUGUCGGGAAGCCACGAGCGGCGAUCGAGUCACGCAUGAAUCUUCUGAGCGAACAUGGAAUAUCAGAGGAUGAAGCCACGGAGAGGCGCUUUAUGGUAGAUCAGCGGAGGAGCGAAGUGUAAAGUGCGAGACGCCGCCAACUCAAACGGAUUACAGUUGAUCUCUGCUCAUCCUCGACCCCGGACACCCAAACUUUUCGAGUGAUCAUUCAACUAAGCGACAUGGCAUCCAGUCUGACGUGUGCGGGCACCGUUUGGGCACUGCUUUCCUUUCUGUGCGCGGCAGCUUCAUGCGUGGGAUUUUUUAUGCCGUAUUGGCUUUUGGGAUCGCAGAUGGGCAAGACGGUGUCCUUCGGAACCUUUCGGAGAUGUUCGUACCCGGUUCGGGAUGAGAGCCGCCAGCAGACGAUCAUGGUCGAGCAGUGUGGCAGGUACGCCUCUUUCCAGGGCAUCCCGAGUCUGGAAUGGAAGAUCUGCACGGUGGUGACGGGCGUGGGCUGCGGACUGCUCCUGCUGGUGGCGCUCACGGCGCUCAUGGGCUGCUGCAUUUCGGAACUCAUCUCCAGGACCAUCGGCAGGGCGGCGGGAGGCAUGCAGUUUGUCGGAGGCUUGCUGAUUGGCUCAGGCUGUGCUCUCUACCCACUUGGAUGGGACAGCGAAGAAGUAAGACAGACCUGCAGUAACCUGUCAGACCAGUUUGAAUUGGGCACGUGUCAAAUUGGCUGGGCUUUUUAUUGUACGGGAGGUGGCGCUGCCGCCGCGAUGCUGCUCUGCACUUGGCUCGCAUGUUUUGCAGGAAAGAAGCAGAAGCAGUACCCCUAUUGAAGGAAGCGCAGCUGACGAGACGGGCGAUGAAGAACGUUCGAUUGAUGUGCCACUUUGCAUCUCAGAUCUGUCACUCGAGGGAACCGAACUGCUGUUUUUUUCCCACAGGCGGCCGUGGAGUGUGGUGUGAACAUCGAUGAACUGAACCUGACCUAAUGGGCACCCUCCUGGAGCCAUUCUGAGACUUUGGCAUUGAUGGUCCAUUUUAAAGUUAAAUUGUGUGCACAGUGUUAUAGCUUCUUUUCUACUUGUCAUAUUUAAGGACCAAGCAUAUUACAAUUUAUGUAGUCAUGUUUAUGCGUUUUCUUCACUGGUAAUAGCAUAUAUAACCAUGUAAGUUUGACAUUAUUCUUGUAAAGCUAAAUAUUUUUUACGUUAUGCUGUCACCCUAGUAAUAUUUUAAAAUGCAAUAAUCUUUGGUACAGAGGCAGGGAAUUUGCCUCCAUUAAUCGCAAUGUUCCAUAACAUGUUCAGCAUUGACCGAGCAUUUUGAAGCUCACAGAUUAUUUUAAAUUACAAGAAUUCAUUAAGAAGAGCCAUUAGUCAUUCAGAGGCUGCAAACGAACAAUUCUGGCUGUGACAAAGCAACAAAAGAAAGCAGUUUGGUAAGUUUUUUAAAAUGGCAAUACUCAUUAAAAUACUUUUUCGUUACAUUGAA